AUGAAAAUGGUCCUUAUUCUGUCCUUUUUUCUUAAACCUGUAUUAUCCGAUUAUGUGUAUAUUUUAAGUCCUGAAUAACCAUACAUUCUAACAGAAUUUUCAAUCAUAGAAGCAAUUAUUAGGGAAGGAGUUGUAUAUAAACAGAGCUCUUGGUUUUAAUACCUUCCCUUAACUUCUACAAUUUAUGCUAUAUCUGUUGGGAUGUUAGAUAGCAAUUGCUAUCAUUUAUUUAGUUCGGUAGGGAAAGAAUCAAAAAGUUUAAAUUUUUUACAUUAUGAUUGUUUAGAUUAUGAAUAAAAGUCAAUCACAAAAUUUAUAAAAUUCAUAGGUAGCGAUAAUUAACAAUACAGUUAUGAAUUCGAUAUAAGUAUUUUUGAAUAUGAAAAUUAGUGGUACUUCUUUCAAUUCAUAUUAUAUCCAUAUAACAAUAGAUUUUAAAUAAUAUUAAUCAAAAAUGAAGAAGUCAUCAAAAAUGAAAUUUUGGAUGUUUUACCAUUUCAAGAUGAAAUUAUAAUUUAAUAGGUUGGAGGUGAUUUGGUAGUAUUAGAUUCAAAACUAGUCAAUAUUGCUAAUGGCGAUAAAUUUGCCACAUUUCCAGGCAGAGUGAUUCCAAUUUAAGGUGAUUCUACGAUUAAAAACUUUGUUUAGGCUGCUAUUUCUUUAGUAAAGUCUAGGAAAGCCUGUAAGUGUGAAAGUAAUCCAAUAAGUAAUUUAAUGGAUUCAGAUUAUUUUUCUCUCUACUAAUCAAUUUAUUCUUCAAAAUUUUAGAACUGCAAUUAAUUUUUAUUUACAGGAUGGUUUAAGAUUAAAGAAAUAAUUCAAACCGACUCAGAAAUGACAUUUUAAUUUAUUAAAUUGACUUCAAAUAUGUAGAAUGAUUAAUUGUAAAAUGAAAAUCUCUCUCCUUUAUAAUUAUUUUACAAGCUUUCAUAAAACCUAAAUACAAUAAUUAUUACAACUUAUAGUUAUACAUUUCCAUCAGUUAAAUUAGAUUUUACAAACGAUCCUUUUUUAAUAACCAAAGAAUUCCAGAUUUUGAACAAUAUGUAGUUAUGGCAUCUCCUAUAUGUAAAAUUAGAAAGAGAAGAAUUUUCUGUCAAUCUUAAAUUUUUUGAGAAUAGGUAAAUUUACGAGUAUAAGACAUCAAUUAUUGUUAAGCAAUUUCAUUAAAUAUAUUUUAAGCUCUUUUUAGGCAAUCUACAAAAGUCCACCAAUAAUUAUCUAAAUAUUAUAAGUAGGAAUCUAUAUUUUUUUAAUUGUAAUAAAGAUUUUUAAUAACAAAAUUGCCACAUUUCAUGUGGAGAAUGUGAUGGUCCAACUUAUCAAGAUUGUAUAUCUUGUUCCAUAGAAUCAAAAAGAAUAUAUUUUCCAGAAUAUAAAUAGUGUAUAUGUCCAUAAGACACUGUUGAUCACGAUGAUUAAUGUUUAGGCUAUCCUGAUUUUGGUUUUUAGUUAAUUUCAGGUGAAGAAUAAAAUGAUGGAUGUUUGUAUGGACAAUUUGAGCUUAAUGGCUUGUGUUAUCAAUGGUAAUUUAAUAAUUAAAAUAUUAGUCCAGGAUAAAUAAAUUCAUAAAUUACAACUUGUUUUGAAUGCGUUUAAAAUCCAAAAGAUUGGUACGAUAACCCAUUUUGUAAUACAUUUGUGUACCUAAAUCAGGAUGGAAGAACGACUUCCUUAGAAUAAGUAUAUUACCAAUCUACAGCUAAACCCUAUUUCAUUUUUAAUGGUGUCGACCUUGAACUUUGUUUGGAAUGUUAAAAAUCAAGCCUUACAAAUUAGGAGAAUAUAAAUUAAGAUAUAGCUAAGAAAUAGGAAUUAUUUAAUUCAUUUUGUCUUUCUAAAAUUUCAGGUUAAUAAUGUUCAAAAUGCAGAAUUGAAUACUGCACGACUUGUGCAAUUUUAAUAACAGGAUAAACCUGUCUUUAUUGUAAGGGAUUCUCGAGUUUAGAAGAUGGUAUUUGUACCAUGCCUUCUCCAGGAAAGAUAUUUAAAUCUGAAACUUAAAUGUUAAAGAAAUGA
Messenger RNA from Paramecium octaurelia, 2019 nucleotides. Lineage: Eukaryota; Ciliophora; Oligohymenophorea; Peniculida; Parameciidae. The record is from the annotation of a GenBank genome assembly.